This is a messenger RNA of Pocillopora verrucosa, 1359 nucleotides long. Lineage: Eukaryota; Metazoa; Cnidaria; Anthozoa; Scleractinia; Pocilloporidae. The record is from RefSeq and is a predicted model, not a curated record.
UACAGAAAAAGUGGAGUAUGUCAUAAGUUCAAUCAAAGUAAGAAGCAAAGCAGAUGUAUGGAUACUUGCGUCGAUGAUGUUUUUGUAAACCGAGAAAUGGCUGGAAAUAUAAAUUUUGAAAGCUCUUUGAGUGGAAAAUUCAUUGGGUAUAAACAACUUGCCGACGUACCAAUAUAAUAGCUGUGAGGUGACGUACAGCUGAAUGAGACUUUGCUUCGAAUGUCUUGACGAAGCACGUACGACCUUUAAAACUGUAAAACUGUCUUCGUUGUCUAUCUAAACACGGCUCCUAACAUUGCUUAAAUGGGAAUGACUUCAACCCGUGAUAUUCAAAGCAUGUGUCCGUUUAGUGUGGUUGUGCUUGCCAUGUGCUUUUCGUUACUGCUAACAGGCUUGCCCAUCAAUGCCACAAGUUGUAGUUUUAAACCUGUAAUCAUUGAAAUGAUUGGUGCUACUGAUCUGACAAUUGAUUGUAACACCACAGAUCCAAAUGCCAAUGUAACAUUGCUGUUGAACAAUGUUAGAUUACCUGUUGGGGGCAGAGUUACACUUCACAAGCAAGUCUUCACUAUUCACAACAUUUCAACUGGAGAUCCAAGAACAUACAAAUGUGUAACCAGUAGUGGUUCAAGCAUGACAGUUUUUUGCCAGACCGUAUUCACUUAUGAAGAGAAACCAGCAUGCUGUCCAAUAGUGACUCCUGAAGUAAAGGUUAUGGAGGCUGGUACAAGCGCAAAUUUCACUUGCAAAGCCGUUAUUACUGAUAGUCUCUCAAAGUAUUUUACCUUAAGGUGGUUUCGAGAAGAGAAUGGAACUCAUGUAGAAAUUCGUCAAGGUGACACAAUGCACAAGCAAACUGUUGUAUCAUAUGGCCAUUCUGUUCUUACAAUUACAAAUGCACAACUUACACCAGCAGAGGGUGUAACGUAUCGGUGCCAGAUAACCUACAGGGGUAGAGCAACUUCCUACCCUCUACGUUUGCUAGUAGUCAAAGAUUUUGCACCCAAUAUAAUUUUAAAGUCUUUUAAGGAAUCAGGAACUGUUAAGGAGAAAGAUAGGUUGUUAAUGCUUUGUCGGGCACGCGGCUUCCCAUUGUCUAACUUCACUUGGAUUCAUAAUGGAGCAGAAAUGUCAGUGUGUUUAAUAACUUCAAGUCAAGGUUGCAUGGGGGAAAGUUACAAAGUGCUGCAAGAAACCAAUGAGGAGUGGCUUACCUCAAUGAGCCAACUUAUCAUAGAGAGUACAAGUUUUCCAAGAGACAAUGGGACUUACACCUGUGUAGCAAGGAACAGCAAGGGUUAUGAUGAAAAAAACAUGGAAGUUUCCAUUGAGAGUAUGUGUUAUAAAAAUCAUAAAUAG